AUGAGCCUUGAGGGUGAUACCGGAGUUUCGAGCGAUGAUGCCCUGCGUCUUGCGCAGUUGGGCCAUACGCAGGAACUUCGAAGACAGUAUUCCCUCUUUUCUCUCUGUGCUCUAUGCGUUUGUCUUAUGGCGACAUGGGAAGCUUUGUCCUCCGUCGUCGCUACAGCUCUCAUCACCGGCGGAGCACCAUGUCUCUUCUACAACUAUCUAUUAUCAGCAGUAUGCUCAAUCUGCAUCGCUAGUUCCCUUGGCGAAAUCGCUUCGAUAUAUCCUACAGCUGGAGGUCAAUACCAUUGGGUAGCAGCCCUUACGCCCGCUUCGAUUCGAUCGCACGCUUCUUGGGUCACAGGCUGGGUUAGCAUUGGCGGGCAGGUUGUUCUUACAUCAUCUGCUGCGUUUGCUGCUGGUCUACAGAUGCAGGCUCUUAUAAUUGUUAACAAUGAGACGUAUGUUCCUGAGCGGUGGCAGGGCAUGUUGUUUUACUGGCUGGUUCUUGUUUAUGCUCUUGCUCUUAAUAUUUGGGGUGAUAGACUUCUUCCGUAUAUCAAUACGGUGUCUGGUGCGAUUCAUGUCAUCGGUUUUGUGACAAUUGUUGUCGUUCUCGGUGUUAUGGCACCCAAGAACUCGGCUUCUUUUGUCUUUACAGAGGUCACCAACUCUAGUGGCUGGGCCAACGAUGGUGUAUCUUGGCUAGUUGGCCUCUUGAGUGCUGUGUAUCCUUUCCUCGGAUAUGACGCCGCCUGCCACUUAGCAGAAGAAAUGCCCCACGCCAGCCGUAACGUCCCCCUCGCUAUGGUCGGCAGUGUAACCGUCAACGGUCUCAUGGGUCUCGUCUACGUAAUCAUCUUCCUCUUCUCAACAGGACCACUCGAGAAACUUCUCCAAACACCCACUGGUUUCCCCUUCAUGCAAAUCUUCCUUGACGCUACAAAGAGCCCUGCUGGUUGCAUUGUUCUCUCCGUCAUCAUCACCUGUACUGCUGUCGCAGCGACUGUCGCUGGAGUUACUUCUACUUCGCGAACUUUGUGGGCUUUUGCUAGAGACAAGUCAACGCCGUUUGAUAAGCAACUGAGUCAAGUCGAUAAACGUCUUCAGAUUCCUGUUUACGCUGUCGUUGUCGUCACUGUUCUUCAGAUGCUUCUUGGUCUCAUCUACCUCGGCAACACCACGGCUUUCAAUGCUAUCUUGUCAAUGUCAAUCAUUGGCAUGUAUGUCAGCUAUGCGUUUCCCAUCAUCGCAAUGCUGUUCGCCAGGAAGAGUCUUCAAACUUCGAAUGGCUUCGGUCCCUUCAAGCUUGGACGUAUUGCUGGCCCAGCUGCGAAUGUCAUCAGCUUGAUAUGGAUCACUAUCGUUGUCAUCUUCAGCACUUUUCCGUCGUCUAUGCCAGUCACACCUCAGAACAUGAACUACUCUAUCGUUGUCAUGGCUGGAUGGCUCUUUGCUGGUAUUGGAUACUAUGUCUUCCGUGGAAAGAACAAAUUCGAGGUUCCGGUCGUUGACCUUGAUGUUGUCGAGGGACUUCGUGACGGAGUUCAUGACAAAUAA
Messenger RNA from Fusarium redolens, 1545 nucleotides. Its product is annotated as amino acid/polyamine transporter I. Bases 1 to 1545 code for a protein of 514 amino acids. Gene Ontology annotation, cellular component: membrane. The record is from RefSeq and is a predicted model, not a curated record. Lineage: Eukaryota; Fungi; Ascomycota; Sordariomycetes; Hypocreales; Nectriaceae. Gene Ontology annotation, biological process: amino acid transport; transmembrane transport. Gene Ontology annotation, molecular function: transmembrane transporter activity. The transcript is spliced from 5 exons.